Messenger RNA from Nezara viridula (southern green stink bug), 2280 nucleotides. The record is from the annotation of a GenBank genome assembly. NCBI's taxonomy places the organism in Eukaryota, Metazoa, Arthropoda, Insecta, Hemiptera, Pentatomidae.
AUGGGUUUUCAGAAAUAUACAUUAGCAGUAAUAGUGUUAGCACCUAUUAUAGCAUAUUUAGGAAUAAAAUUUCAUGAAACAAAUGAAACGCCGAAAUUAGAAUUGGAAUAUUGGGGACCAGGAGAAGAAAAAAUUGACGAUAAAACAAUAAAGCCAUUUAAAAUCAGUUUUCAAUCCUCUGAACUGAAGGAGCUUAAAGAAAAAUUGGAUAAACCGCGGUCAUUCACUCCCCCUCUCGAAGGUAUUGGUUUUGAAUAUGGUAUAAACACUGAUUACUUGAAAGAUAUUCUUCAAUUUUGGAGGACAAAGUAUAACUGGACAGAAAGAGAGACUUACCUCAACAGCUUCCCUCAGUUCACAACACAAAUUGGGGGUCUGAAUAUUCAUUUUUUACAUGCAAAAGUAGAUCCUGUUAAAUCAAAAGGUAAACAAGUUCUGCCACUGAUUGUUCUGCAUGGAUGGCCAGGUGCAGUUAGAGAAUUCUACAACUUGAUUCCAUUGUUAACAACACCUCAACCAGAUUCUAAUUUUGUCUUUGAAGUAGUUAUUCCUUCCCUUCCUGGCCACACAUUUUCACAAGGAGCUUCCAAACCUGGCUUAGCACCAGCGAAAAUUGCAGUUUUGUUUAAUGAACUUAUGUCGAGGCUUGGUCAUGAUAAGUAUUAUGUACACGGAGGAGAUUGGGGCUCUGUGAUAGGCAAUAAUAUGGCUAUUUUAAAUCCUGACAAGGUUCUAGGUUAUCAUUCAACAUUCUGUUUGGCAAGUAAUUUUCAAUCAAGAAUUCGCACACUUGUCGCAUACUUAUUUCCACGGUUUUUUGUUGAUGAGUCAUUGCAGGAGCAAUAUGUAAAGCAGUUCGCUAAUUUUUAUUUGUUAGAGGGAGGAUACCUACAUAUUCAAUCAACAAAACCUGAUACAAUAGGUGUCGCCAUGAAUGAUUCUCCGACAGGAUUGGCAGCAUAUAUCCUUGAAAAGUUCUCAACUUGGACCAAUAAAAACUGGCGAUCUCUACCAAACGGUGGUCUAGACAAUUUAAACAAAGUUGAACUCAUUGAUCAUAUUAUGCUAUAUUGGCUUACUAAAAGCAUAACAACAUCGAUGAGGAUUUACAAGGAAAAUUUCAGUGGAGAAUAUAUGAGUCUAGGGAUUGAAAAGCAAGUAUAUAUUCAAUUAUAUUCAUCUGAUACUCAUAUAAAAUUGAUGUAAUAUUGUGUUUGAAGUAGUUGAGAUGGAUUUAAGUCAAAAAGAUAAUGAAAUAUUCUAAACUUGUUCUAAACUGAAAUACAAGAAGAAUCUUUAUUUAUAUAAAAAGAGGAGAAGAACAGUAACUAUAUAUUUUUUUUAUAUUUUAUAUAAUAGAAAGUAGAUUAUUUUUUUUUUAUGAUUUGUAAUUGAUAUGAUUAAGUUCUAGUUGAAUUUUGUUAUAAGAUUACUCUCAUGAUUUUAGAAGUUUCUGAGUUUUAAGAUGGUGGGAUUUUCUAACAUCACUGACAUUUUUCCUCAAGGUAGUAUCCUAGGCCCUAUCCUCUAUACAGUUUAUACAGCUGACAUCCUUACCUAUCCCAACACUGUCAAUCCUACAAUCACCACAUAUGCCGAUGACACAUGUAUCCUAUCAGUAAAUAAUGACCCAGCAAUUGCAUCCCAAAUGCUUCAAUCACACAUCAUAAAUCUAGAAGGAUGGUGUCAAAACUGGAGAAUUAAAAUAAACUCCAAUAAAUCCCACCAAAUUACCUUUACCCUUCAUCGCUAACCAACAACUUCCUGUCUUACAGUUUCCUUUAACAAUACUCCACUUAUUCCUGUUGAGCAAAUCUGAUACCUAGGACUCCACCUGGACAAACGACUAACUUGGAAUCCUCAUACUAGACUGAAACGACAAGAAACCGCUCGACGUUUCCGAUUACUUUAGCACCUACUAGACAAACGUUCUAAUCUUCCAAUUAAUUACAAAAGACUCAUAUACUUGACUAUAAUAAGGCCUAUUUGGACUUAUGGAGUUGAGCUAUGGGACUCCACUAAACUAUCAAAUUCCUCUCGUAUCCAAUCCUUACAAUCCAAAAUCCUUUGUAAAAUCCUCAAUGCUCCCUACUUUGUUACAAAUAAAACCAUCCAUAAUGACCUUAAUGUUCCUUUUAUUUCAGAUCUGGCCCAAUCCAGAUACCUAUCCUUCCAUAAUAAACUUCAGAAUCAUCCCAACCCUCUCGUUUCUAACCUUGCUUCCUCUUCAAUUCCUGAUAACCCUCCGAGGCGUCUGAAAAGAAGAUGGCCCCGUGAUCU